AUGGUGAAUGCACAAGAACUUGAGGCACAAAGACAAACGUUGGGACUAGAAGCUGAAGCUGUUGCAAGAGGUGUUAAGUUCACAAUCACCAGCACCAUGUUCCAAUUGUUGAACCUGAAUGGUAUGUUUAGAGGUGCAGCUGGUGAUGAUGUAAAUCAAUAUCUGAUGAACUUUGUGGCAAUUUUUUGUGGAGGCUCAUUUAUGAGGAAGUCAUUUUCGGAGAGCAUGCAGCUGUUGGAUGAGGUAUCAAAGAAUAACAGGGCAUGGUACACAAGAGAUGCGAAGGUAGGAGAGCUGGGUGGUGUUUAUGUUCCCCCAGACAAUAAAGACCGGGCAAGUGGUAGUUCCAGCGAAUCUAAGCUGGAAGAUAUGAUGGCUAAAGUACUCCAGAAGGUUGAAUCAACUGAUGCAGGGGUAGAUGACUUGGAAGAUGCUCAGCCUAAAGCACAACCUGCGAGAAGAAAAGAGAAGGAGGUCGAGGAAAACCUGCCUUUACAGCAGAUCCCCAGACCACCUCAUCUUUUCCCUCAAAGGCUCAAAAAGAAAGCUAAAGAUGGGAAGUUUACAAACUCCAUUGCUACCAGAUUUCUGGUUCAGAAGAAGGAAGAUCCAGGUGCAUUCACGAUCCCAUGCACCAUUGGGUCAAUUAGCUUUGCAAAAGCUUUAUGUGAUCUAGGAGCUAGCAUCAACUUGAUGCCAUUAGCCAUUUACAAGAAGUUGGGAUUGGGAGUACUAAAACCUACAGCAAUGAGGUUGAUGAUGGUUGAUAGGUCAGUAAAGAGACUUGUGGGAGUCCUAUGUGAUGUACUUGUAAAGGUGGACACCUUCAUCUUUGCAGCUAAUUUCGUGAUCUUGGAUUGCGAAGAGGACUUCGAGGUUCCCAUCAUCUUGGGGAGACCAUUCUUAGCAAUAAAAAAAGCCUUGGUUGAUGUUGAGAGAUGA
Solanum verrucosum is the source of this 942-nucleotide messenger RNA. RefSeq lists its product as uncharacterized. The record is from RefSeq and is a predicted model, not a curated record. Lineage: Eukaryota; Viridiplantae; Streptophyta; Magnoliopsida; Solanales; Solanaceae. The transcript has 6 exons. Bases 1 to 942 code for a protein of 313 amino acids.